Molecule: messenger RNA, 1733 nt
Organism: Mandrillus leucophaeus (drill)
Lineage: Eukaryota; Metazoa; Chordata; Mammalia; Primates; Cercopithecidae
Gene: NRIP3
Product: nuclear receptor interacting protein 3
Exons: 8
Coding region: 1-1038 (345 amino acids)
Biological process (GO): proteolysis
Molecular function (GO): aspartic-type endopeptidase activity
Source: RefSeq, a predicted model, not a curated record
AUGGUGAAUGAUUCUUUAGAUGGAUUCCUAGCACUUGUUGGGAAAAACAGGUGCUUCUCUGGUCGGAGAGCAGAUGAGGGCUCGCAGCCGCGUGCGCUCCCGCGGAGGUGGGGGACCCUUGCCACUCCCCCGUUCUAUGCCCGCCCGCGGGCUUCCGACCGCACCUGCUCCCCCGGCUCGGAAACGCGGGCCGGGUGCCCGGCUGCAGGCAGAGGGUGCCCGGGGGAGGAGGUCCCGAAAGGCUCCUCCACACGCCUGCACCGGCUGCCCCCUCCCCAGUCACGUGGCCCGGUGGGUGGGGACCGACCUGCAGUUGUAAAAAUCCCGACCGCUCCCAACUUCGGAGGGAGCCGCCAGUCCUCCGGGCCCUGGCGGUGGGCGCUGGAGCCCCGGCAGGCGGCGUGGAGUGUACAAGUGAUUGCACAGAACAGCCAGAUUACAGAAACCGAGGCAGACCGAGGUAGGGCUAGGAGAGCUGCAAGCACUGGGCAACCCCAUAAUAUUCUGCAGAGGCGCCUCAUGGAAACCAACCUGUCUAAGCUCCGAAGCGGCCGUGUCCCUUGGGCCUCUAAGACGAACAAACUCAAUCAGGCUAAGUCUGAGGGGCUAAAGAAGUCUGAGGAGGAUGACAUGAUUUUGGUUUCUUGCCAGUGUGCUGGAAAGGAUGUGAAAGCCUUGGUUGACACAGGCUGCCUAUAUAAUCUCAUCUCUUUGGCCUGUGUGGACAGAUUGGGACUCAAGGAGCUUGUCAAAUCCCACAAGCAUGAAGGAGAAAAGCUUUCUCUACCCCGGCAUCUCAAAGUAGUGGGCCAGAUUGAACACCUAGUGAUCACACUGGGCUCUCUCUGCCUGGACUGCCCAGCAGCUGUGGUUGAUGACAAUGAGAAGAACUUGUCCCUUGGUCUACAGACUCUCCGAUCUCUGAAGUGCAUCAUAAACUUGGAUAAGCACCGGCUGAUCAUGGGGAAGACAGACAAGGAAGAAAUCCCUUUUGUGGAGACAGUCUCUUUGAAUGAAGACAACACUUCAGAAGCAUAACUACAGCCUGCAGCAUGUCUGCACAUGUGCAUACACACCGGGUCGACAGAUUGAGAAAACUGGGUUUGAACCAAAUGCCGUAGCAACUUGCUGUGGACCAAGUCCUUCCAUUUAAUAGAAGCUCUAGGGGCUCCUUCCCAUUCAGACCUCUCUAGACUAUAGUCUAUGCUUAGAGAUCUUGUCUGGUUAUAGCCAUUGUUUUUUACUCCUUUGAUCACUUAAUUUAUAGACCUUUUUUGACACUGCCAGUCUCACUUGUGGCCUAUUUCUCUGCUGCUUCCAGGAAUUUGCUUUUAUUAGUCAAGUAUAGGGGCUGCCAGGUUCUGUGUCUCCAUAGAUAUAUUUGCUUCUUUUCCUAUAGCUAAAAUGUAUAAUAAACAGGAACCUGACCUUUACCUCCUUUCAGCUGUUUCAAACAGGUGCCAGGAUACCUAUGUCUUGGAAUUAGAGUUUCUUCAAAUUGAUUAAUUGAUUUUUCAAGUAUGGAUUACGUGAAAGAGCCCAGGGACAUCAUCUAUUACAGUUUAACUCUUUCAUUUAAAGGUCCAGAGAGGCAAGUGAAUUGUCUAAGUUCAUAUAUUAGGUCAGUGACUGAAGGGACUGAGAACGCAGACCUGAUUUCCAAGCCAGGACUCCCAUGGUGCCUCAUUUGUAUUCAAGCCUUUAACAGGAGGGCAAAGAGGUGAGAAUGUGUU